Molecule: messenger RNA, 549 nt
Organism: Hepatospora eriocheir
Lineage: Eukaryota; Fungi; Microsporidia; Hepatosporidae
Source: the annotation of a GenBank genome assembly
AUGAAAUUAUAUUCAAUACUACUAAUUAAUAAAAGACAAUCAAAAAUAUUAGAAGAAGCUUAUAAUCUUUCAGAAUACAACUUUAUAAUACAAUUUCAAGUAAAAAGACUAAUCAGAGCAGCAAUUUUAGAUAUCAUGGAUAACAUGGAUGAAAAAGAUUCUGGUGUAGAAUCAGUUGAUGAGAAAAUAUAUGAUUUCAAAGUAAACAUCACACUAAAAUUUAUAGAUAAUCUACUGGGAGUUAUAAUAAGUGAUAUAGAUUAUAGUAAUACAUGUAAGAUACAACUCUUCAAAGAACUUUUUAGUAGAAAUAGUCAUAUAAAAAAGAUAAUGAAUGAGUAUAAAGAAGAUAAGAGUGAAAAACUGACAGAUGAAAUCAAUAAAGAAUUAGAUAUAGCGGAGUAUAAUGCAAAAGACGGUAUAAGAAAGAUUUUGAAGAGGGGACGUACUCUUGAACAAAUUACAAUGGAUAGUGAGAGAUUAUCACUAGCAAGUAAAAAACUUUUCAUGGAAGCUAAAAAGAAAAAUGCUUGGUGUUGUUUUAGAUGA